Molecule: messenger RNA, 2113 nt
Organism: Brachypodium distachyon (stiff brome)
Lineage: Eukaryota; Viridiplantae; Streptophyta; Magnoliopsida; Poales; Poaceae
Exons: 9
Coding region: 119-1720 (533 amino acids)
Molecular function (GO): DNA binding
Source: RefSeq, a predicted model, not a curated record
ACCUGCGGUCUGCUGAGUGCUGACCCCAAUCCCUCUGCUGGGCUCGUUCCAGACUUCCAGCUGCCGCGACCGCCCACACCGCGCCUACGCCGUCCAGCGGAGUCCUCCCCAUCCCAUCAUGCCUACCUCUGAGAGCGCCGUGCCUUCCUGCUCUGUACCUCGCCGCUCUGCGCGGGCGCUUGCCCGCCGCCAGCUGCCGGACGAAACGCCGUCCCCGGCCUCCGUCGCUCCUCCGGCCACCGCCGCCGGUCCCUCUUCCCUGCCUUCGCGGCGCCGUCGUGGGGCUGUGCCGUCCCAGCGUUCCGUCAGCGUAAGAAAGAUGGACGACUUCCAACCAUUGGUGGCGGUCCCUGAUGACAAGGAUGUUAAUCAGCUAGAUGAGGCAGGAGAGUGGAAGAAAGAAAGUAAGGAGGUUGGGGAGGCAGAGGGACUGGAUGAGGAAGAUGAAAAUGUAGCGGCGUUGAAGGAGGCGCCUUUCUGGUUUCCUGAUGGUUGGAUCAUAAAUGUCCACCAUGGUGACGGUGGCUCCACACACCGGUACUACACUUCCCCAGUGUCAGAAUACACAUUCUCAACCAAUAUGGAGGCACUGCAUUAUCUGUUCUCAGAGAUGGACGAGUUUGUGUUGGAGUCGCAGGCUUGCGCUGUUGACAACAAGCUUCUGGGAAUGUAUAGAUGGCUUCCAGAUGGUUGGGUGAUUGAAGUCCGAGCUGGGGGGAAGGUGAUGGACAAAAUGUACAAGUUUUAUGUUCAUCUGCCUACUGGAACGCGAUUUUUCUCAAAAGAAGAUGUACUGCGCUACGUUAAUGAGGGGGAGAUUUCUAGACGUAAUGUUAAUGAGCUAUGUUGCACCAGCUCUGAAGAGAAUAUACUUGCACAGGUGGAGUUCAAUCCAGAUGGGCUGCCAAAUGGGUGGGUGAAAGAAGUGAUAUUUCGGAAGUGCAAUGAUGGAAUUAGAAAAGAUCCGUAUUAUACUGAUCCUAUCAGUCAUCUUGUAUUCCGUACACUCAAGUCUGUAACAAACUACCUUGAAACUGGAGAAAUAUCUAAACAUGCCUAUAUUCCAAGGAGAAGUGUCAUGGACAUGUACUCUUUCGACCACUAUACAGAUUUGCCUCAAAGGUUUCUGAAGAGAUUGCAAGUACAAGGAAAAGCAAAGCGAAAAUCCACAAAUCCGUUGGUCUUUGAAAAGGAAUUACCUGAUGUCCAGACGUCAAAUCUCUCUCAAGGUGACACCUUUGCUAGCUUAAAUCCUCUGUCUGGACCAAAAGGAAAGUUUGAAACUGUGAUGCCUACAGGCAAAGAACUGAUCGGUUCACAGACGGUUAAAAGACCAAGAGGGAGGCCACCGAAAAUUUCUAAGCCAAUUAACGAAACAACUUCAGAUUGCCCGAACAGUUCACAUCAGGACAGAACUCAUAUUAUGGUCAAAAGGGAAUUGGGUACUAAAAGUGGAGAACAAAUGUUGAAGGAAAACACACUGGAGUAUAAUGAGAUAGAGAUGCACGCUGUGGUUACCGAGGAAGUGGACAAGAAGAGCGACCUUGCGGGGUGUAUUUCGUUAAGGAGGGAAAAGCCGGGUCUGGUCACUUACCGUGAUCUGUAUGAGCAAGACAAUGUCAAUUCAGCUAAAGCUAGUGGAAAGUCAGCAUCCUCUUCGGUUCAUAAAUUUUACAUGAGGAGAAAUAGUAACCGGACGAUGAUCUUAAAACAAGAAUGAAGAUCACCUGUGAGAAAUCGUACGUAGUACUGAGUACAAGUAGCGAAUAUUUCUUCUCAAAUGGGUUGCCAAAAUGUGAUGUUUGAAACUGAUUCGGUAGUGCUGAAGCAAGCUGUCAGUUCUGAAGAUCAUGAUCUAUCCUCUUUGGGAGCCAUCUUUAGGGAAAUUAAAUUUCAUCUACAGCUUGGUUUCAAUAAUGUAAAAGUUGUUAAUCGCUGAAGGGCUUGUAAUGGUGUUUAGCUGCACGGUGUACUUAUGGAAGUUGACCACUGUGAAACGUGGUUUGGUGAAUUCCUUGAUUUUGUAAAAGACUCUGUAGCUGGCGAUAUGUCCAGGCUCUUAUCGUAAUGGAAUGCGGAUCUGUUCCUUAAAGAAAAAAGACGUAGUACUGAA